UUUGGAGAUACCAUAAAACAAAACAAAAAUUGUUGUUUUUCAAAUGAUAAUUGUUUUUAUUUGGUGAAUAACUUUUCGACACCCGUCCCUCUCUUAUUAUAUUGUAUUUAGAGAGUUAGUGUACUAAAUAUAUACUUGAAAUUWUAGUGCAUUAUAUACAAUAUAUUUAUAAAUUAUAUCUAUUAAGUACAGUAUAUGGAUGUGUGAUCCAAGUUUAUAGCCAACAGCUGGAGUGGAGUUAUAUCAGACACAUCACAAUCACAUAAGCUUAUGAUGUCGACCCUAGUAAUGAUGGAUCAGGUGAUCGAAGUGGAUCCCGACAUGAAUUUGGCAGCCCUUAGUCUACUGGCCAUGUCAUCCAAAAGUCGAAGCCGACAUCACUCGUACAGACGAUUUUGUUCAUCGCUGUCCUCAUCCCAGUGCGAGAGCCCAACCGAAAGCAGUAGCAAUACAAGUGUAUUCACCGAUGAAGUACCSGUCGAUCUGAGCCGCCGUACACUCGAAGAACAGUCUUCAUCAUCGCCGGCCACACUGUCGCCGACGGCUACCAUACGCUAUUCGACGCCCAGUCCCAGCAGCCAUAGCACAUACAUACCRGUGGUGACACCGUUGACCGUUAAUCCAUCGCUGAUGAGUGAAUCUCAGUUCAAAAUUGCCAGAAUAUUGACAGACUUGAAUCGCAUCAAACAGGAUCCGGUGCCCAAUAUUAAUGACAUAAUUACUGACACACCAUCACCGCCACAGCCCAUCAUACCGGCGCUCGUGACCAGCGCUGGCGGCAGUGGUGCCCAACAUUUUCAGCUCAAUUUAGGCAUCAGAUAUCCGCAGCAAAUAAUUGAAGCAAAUCAUAGUACUAUAGCUGCUAUUAAUAAUAACAAUAAUAAUAUUAAUAUUAAGACAACUCAAGGUCGGCCCCGUAAACGGCGAGCUCCUGGCGGUACCGGUGCUACAGCUGAUAYACCAGCUAAGGGCCUACAAAAACAGCAACAACAACAACAACAGGCAUUUAUCAUCAAUAAUAACAACAACACCAUUGGUAAUAAUAGCUAUGGCAUAGCUAUCAAUGGCUAUCAACAACAACAACAACAACAAACAGUGAAUGAUGAGGAGGUGCUGAUGAAAAAGAUGCACCGGUGCUCAUAUAAUGGCUGCGACAAAGUCUAUGGCAAGAGUUCACAUUUGAAGGCUCAUCUCAGGACACACACAGGUGAACGACCAUUUGCAUGCACCUGGCAUUCGUGUGCCAAACGGUUCGCCCGCAGCGAUGAACUAGCCCGACACUAUCGGACCCAUACGGGCGAGAAAAACUUUGUCUGUCCGUUUUGCGACAAACGAUUUAUGCGGUCCGACCAUCUGACCAAACACGCCAAACGGCACCCGGAGUUUCGGCCCGAGUCACUAACAUUUACGCGCAAGAAUCAGCACAAUAGCAACAAUCAUAGAAAUAAGACAAACACUACGGCGGCGACGGCACCGGUAGUCAAGUCUAACAACAACGACAGUACUUCUACUCUUACUACACAACCGAUGGCCAAAACUCAGCCUAUUGUGGCCAACGGUGUUCUCAAUAGUAGUAACAGUAAUAAUAAUAAUAAUACAAUUAUGAAUAGCAAUCAUAAUACUAGCAUUAAGUUCAAUGCUAGAGAUGUUAGUUUAAAUAAUAUUAAUAAUUGUUAUCAACAAAUACCUCAUAAAUAG
This is a messenger RNA of Oppia nitens, 1698 nucleotides long. RefSeq lists its product as uncharacterized. The transcript is spliced from 3 exons. Gene Ontology annotation, molecular function: DNA-binding transcription factor activity, RNA polymerase II-specific; RNA polymerase II cis-regulatory region sequence-specific DNA binding. Bases 271 to 1698 code for a protein of 475 amino acids. Lineage: Eukaryota; Metazoa; Arthropoda; Arachnida; Sarcoptiformes; Oppiidae. Gene Ontology annotation, biological process: regulation of transcription by RNA polymerase II. The record is from RefSeq and is a predicted model, not a curated record.